ACGUGGUCCGGGCCUGCGCUUCUGAUCUGCUCUUUGGGGUGCAGCACCUUGGGCGGCUUGCUCUGCCAUCGCGGUUCCCUGGAGCCGGCCUGUGUGCGUUCUCGCCUCUAGUCGCUCGUCGCUGCCAGCGCUCCGACCGUUGCUGGGCGUCCCAGGGCGCAGGCGGCGCUCUCCCGUUUACCAGCGAGGCCGAGCCCGUGGUAGCAUCCGGCAGGGAAAUGGUCGUGGUUUCGGUGCCCGCCGAAGUUACAGUUAUCCUGUUAGAUAUCGAAGGUACCACAACCCCGAUUGCUUUCGUGAAGGACACCUUAUUUCCGUACAUCAAAGAGAAUGUGAAGGAGUACCUGCAGACACACUGGGACGAGGAGGAGUGUCAGCAGGAUGUCAGCCUGCUGAGGAAACAGGCUGAGGAAGAUGCGCACCUGGAUGGCGCUGUCCCGAUCCCCAUGGCGUCUGGAAAUGCAGUGGAUGACCUCCAGCGGAUGAUCCAGGCCGUGGUGGACAACGUGUACUGGCAGAUGUCUCAUGACCGGAAGACCACGGCGCUCAAACAGCUGCAGGGCCACAUGUGGAAGGCGGCUUUCGCAGCUGGCCGCAUGAAGGCAGAGUUCUUCGCAGAUGUGGUCCCAGCAGUCAGAAGGUGGAGAGAGGCUGGAAUGAAGGUGUAUAUCUAUUCUUCAGGGAGUGUGGAGGCUCAGAAGCUGCUCUUUGGGCAUUCCACAGAAGGAGAUAUCCUUGAGCUUAUUGACGGCCACUUUGAUACCAAGAUUGGACACAAAGUGGAGAGCGAGAGUUACCGGAAGAUUGCAGAUAGCAUCGGGUGUUUAACCAGCAACAUCUUGUUUCUCACAGACGUGACUUUAGAGGCCAGUGCUGCUGAAGAGGCAGAUGUGCAUGUUGCUGUGGUGGUGAGACCCGGCAACGCGGGACUAACAGACGAUGAGAAAACCUACUACAACCUCAUCACGUCCUUCAGUGAGCUCUACCUGCCGUCAACAUAGAGCAGGUUCUGAGGAAGGCUAAACUGUCCCCCUGAUGUCUGUCUACCUUUAUUCUAAUUGUAAAAGUAACUUACUGUGUGUACACACAGACAUAUGCAAGUGGAUAUACAUGUCUGUGUGCUCAGAUUAAUUUCCAUGGCACAUGUGUGAGCAAAGUAGUCAGUUCUGUGAGAACCAAAUUCAUGUAAAGAUACUUUAUGUGUGAACCAUAACUCUAAGUUUAACCAAGGCCAGAGUGUAUUUGACAGAAGAAACUGCAAAUCAAAUGUGUGAUAUUUAUCAAAUUGUUUAUUGAAAUGGAAAGCUAGUUUUGAGAAAUUAUUAUCCAGAGACCUUGUUAUUUUAAAAACUGGAAGUGCUUCAUAGGCAUUCGUAAGAGGAACCCCCGACUCUGCCUUGUGAACUCGAGUCACACUGUUGCACUCAGACUCGCUUCCCGUGUGCACGAGACAGAGCCGUUGGUUUCUGCCCGGACUCGCUUCCUGUGUGCACCAGACAGAGCCGUUGGUUUCUGCCCGGACUCGCUUCCUGUGUGCACCAGACAGAGCCGUUGGUUUCUGCCCGGACUCGCUUCCCGUGUGCACCAGACAGAGCCGUUGGUUUCUGUCCGGACUCGCUUCCCGUGUGUACCAGACAGAGCCGUUGGCUUCUGCUCAGAGGAGGGGAAUUGUUUUGGUCAGUCAGGUGUCAGGUGGUGCUGGGCAGCAUGUCCGCCUCUGGAGCAGUGUUCGUGGAGCAGCUGAGGAGCGGGGGCUCCACUACCCCUGCCAGUCUUAGCACCGUUUUAUAGUUGCCUUCUUAUGUCUUAGCAUAGUUUGAGAAUAUAUGUUAAUGACUAUUUUAAAAAAUGUUUUAUUGAAACCAUGAAGAACUCUAACGUGUAAUAUUUCCUCUGAAAUGGAUGUGCAGAUGUACAUUUUAUGACAGCAUUGUUUAUCCCAAUGCUCUCCUGACAGGAUUUCAUGUCCGUGUCCUGGAAUUAAUUAAUAAAGGCAUUUAACUUUUUCAGUUUCA
Myodes glareolus (Bank vole) is the source of this 2015-nucleotide messenger RNA. RefSeq names its product enolase-phosphatase 1 (gene Enoph1). Lineage: Eukaryota; Metazoa; Chordata; Mammalia; Rodentia; Cricetidae. Gene Ontology annotation, molecular function: magnesium ion binding; acireductone synthase activity. The record is from RefSeq and is a predicted model, not a curated record.